Molecule: messenger RNA, 1509 nt
Organism: Bipolaris maydis ATCC 48331
Lineage: Eukaryota; Fungi; Ascomycota; Dothideomycetes; Pleosporales; Pleosporaceae
Source: RefSeq, a predicted model, not a curated record
ACACCGCCCACACCAACCCACCCCCCACUACUGACACGGCCGACUGCUCGAGGGGCAUGGGCAGUGUUGAUUGAAACGCUGAAACUGUUCGCUCUUUUUUUCUUUUGCAUAGCAGGCGCAUCCUUCUCUUCGCCCCUCCGCUAUUAGGGAGAGGACAUUCCAUACAUUGUCAAAAUGUGGGACGGACUCUUCAUGUUGCUCGCGCUGAGCACGGUAAUGGGCAUUGCCUCAUUUCUUGCCGGCAUCCUUCCUCUCUCCUUUAACCUGUCCACCCGCCAACUGCGCACCAUGACUCUCCUUGGCACCGGUGUGCUAGUGGGAACAUCGCUGAUCGUUAUCAUUCCCGAGGGCAUUGAGACCAUGUACAGUGCGGGAAUGAAGACGCAUGCGCACUCGCGUAGUGUGCGCAGUGUGGCCCAGCCUGCCAUUCUAUCAGCGAGGAGUCUGCAAGGAGACCUACUACACGCGCCCGAGUUUCCCGCAUGGAAGAGGGCAGACCAGGUAGAAACAAAGAACCUUGGCGGAGCCGUUGAAUUGCAGAUGAACAAGGCCAAGUAUACACGGCAGACGGAGAAGCCUACCGAUGACCCACAUCCACAAAAGGGAGGAGACGACGAUUCUACAGAAGGCCACAAGGAGGGACACACUCGUGUCCACGCACCCGAGGAUGAGGAAAAGCCCCAUGGCCAUGCUGAGGCCGGCCAUGACGACGGAUCGAGCCCGCAUGCAUACAUUGGAGUCGCGUUGAUCCUCGGCUACAUUCUCAUGUUCCUGGUCGAACAUCUCCCAGAAGCCUUGGCCUCUGGACAGCCCGAAUACCAGCCCAUGCAUAUCUCUCUUUCUAACCUGGCGCGCGGACCGCACAAUUCCUCUUCGUUGAGCGUGAAUGGAAUGGGCAUGCAGAGCGCGGCUGUUACGCCCCUGGCUACACCAGGGCUUCCCCCACCACCUACCAAGAAGACGCCAGCAGCCACCAUUGGUCUCGUAGUCCACGCCUGUGCUGACGGAAUCGCUCUGGGUGCUUCGUCGACCGCUGAGUCCACAUCACUGUCCCUGGUCAUCUUCUUUGCUAUUAUGCUCCACAAGGCGCCUGCUGCAUUUGGUCUUACAUCUGUUCUCCUCAAACAAGGCCUAUCCAAGCGCAAGGCGCGAACUCACCUCGCCUUCUUCAGCUUAGCAGCUCCCGUUGGUGCUCUAGCUACCUGGACUAUUGUCCAUAUAUUCGGACGCAACCACCUGGGAGGCGAAGAGGGACUGACGUGGGCAACGGGCUGGGUACUCUGCUUCUCUGGAGGAACUUUUCUUACGCGUGACAGAUAUGUCGCUAUGCACUCUAUGGCCGAUGCAACCGCCUCGCAACACGCCCAUGAAGAUCCGACUGCAAACGGCUACAUGGAAGCCUACUCUGGAUCCAACCGCAUGUCCAAGACAGACGUCAGCAUCGUCAUGCUUGGCAUGCUACUUCCCCUCAUCACGCAAAUAGGCCAUGCUCAUUCCCACGGCCAUUAG